AGCAAUAAGCUGACGUAGUGAAAGAAAAUGGACGGGGUUUGGUUUGUUCAGUCAGUUUUUUUUAAGUAGUCGUGGUUAACAGUGAAUGGCGGACGCACACGUUAAUUUUGCAGCUGUUAGUAAUUGAUUGUUCAUUGCACCGUUACAUCUUCAGUUGAUCGUUUUAAAUGCCGUGCUAUUAAAUACAAAUCAUCCAUAGCCGUAACUCAGUGAUGUAGAAAGUACCCGAAACAAAAGAUCGCAUGUGAUUCUAUUUCGUGACGUAACUGGAUUCUUUGGAAUAACUGUGUCGUGUAAUAAAUAGUCGCGUUGACCGAUUGACGGUCGAUGCGGCAGCUGCUCGUGGCAGCGAGUCGUGACUACAUCAACCAUGUGGGAAAUGGAUUCGGAUUCCGUGAGUGCGUCUUCGGACGGGCUCCGUCGUCGUCAAGGAUGGGACCCCGAGGCCGACAGCCUCGCCUCUCAGAUAGACGAGCUUGACGAAGUGCUUGCGGAAGAAGAGGAAGGUUGUCCUUUACCCUCAACACCAGAAGAUCAGCAUCUCCUUGACGCUGAAAUGGCUGAAGUGUUGAAAGCUGGUGUGCUUUCUGAUGAAAUAGACCUCGGAGCACUGGCGCACAAUGCUGCCGAGCAGGCUGAAGAAUUCGUUCGCAAAGUCUGGGAGGCUUCAUGGAAUGUGUGUCACUUCAGACACCUGCCGCGUUGGCUUCAAGAUAAUGAUUAUUUGCAUAAAGGUCAUCGCCCUCCACUACCCUCUUUCAGUGCCUGUUUCGCCUCCAUUUUCAGAAUUCACACUGAAACUGGCAACAUCUGGACCCAUCUGUUGGGUUGUGUCGCUUUCAUUGGAGUAGCUAUAUAUUUCCUCACACGUCCUUCAAUUGAAAUUCAAAUGCAAGAAAAAAUGAUUUUUGGUGUAUUUUUUGUUGGUGCAAUAGUUUGUUUGGGCUUUUCAUUUGCAUACCAUACCCUUUACUGCCACUCGGAGAUGGUUGGUAAAUUGUUUUCUAAGUUAGAUUACUGUGGAAUAGCACUCCUAAUUAUGGGGUCCUUUGUUCCAUGGUUGUAUUACAGUUUCUACUGCCAUUACAGACCUAAAAUUAUAUACUUAUCUGUAGUGGUUGUGUUAGGAAUAUUAUCCAUCAUAGUGUCCCUUUGGGACAGGUUUUCUGAGCCUCGACUACGACCUCUGCGAGCGGGAGUGUUUAUGGGUUUUGGUUUGUCAGGUAUAGUGCCUGCUAUUCACUAUGGCAUUACUGAAGGCUGGUUCAGCCAAGUUAGUAAGGCAUCACUGGGAUGGUUGGUCCUCAUGGGACUCCUAUACAUAUUAGGUGCUAUGUUCUAUGCUCUGAGAGUUCCAGAGCGCUGGUUCCCUGGUAAAUGUGACAUCUGGUUCCAGUCUCACCAGAUUUUCCAUGUCCUAGUGAUUGUGGCGGCGUUCGUGCAUUACCAUGGCAUCAGUGAACUGGCAUCCUACAGAGUAACAGUUGGGGAAUGCUCUAUGCCUCCAUCAUCUAUUGCAUUUUAGCCCUCCCCAAUACCAAAUGUGAUAGUAGGCCAUAGAUAAAUUUAAGUAGAUUACAAAACGGUUACACUUUAUAUUUUAUAACAUGUAAUUUUAACACAUUUUGUAAGAUUUUUAAUCAUCAGAUCAACAUUAUUGUAUUACAGCCAUGGUGGAAAUUUGAUAUCUGUGGUUAUUACUGUCUGGGGUUGAAACUUAUUUAUUUAUUGUUAAAUACCUAUCUAGUUAUAUCUUUAGGCCCUUCAGCUUAUCAUUCUAUCACUAACUUUUGCACUUUUGUUUCACUUCAAAGUUCCUUUUUAGUUUUGUACUUAAUUUUAUCCAUUGUGUAUUUUACUUUAGCUAAGUUAGAUCCGAGGUGGGGAGGCUAGGCCACAAAGCAUGAUCCCUCACUGUACACUCUUCCAUUGUCACUAUCAUACACAAUAUUUAUGUUGUGAAAGACAUAUAUGUUUUGAGACAUUUAUUUUAUGCUUUCUCUUGAGCUAUAACAUCUUUUAUUUAAUUAUGUCUAUUGGCUAUAUUGAUUACAAUAUUUUGUUUGAAUUAUUUUCUGAAGGUAUUUUUUAAAGUUAGAUGUAAUUUUUAAUCUUUUUAUAUUGUAGCAAUGGGUUUAACUUAAUUUUUGUUCAGGUAUUGUGACAAAUUUACAUUCCAUAAUUUCUGCAAUUUUAAAACAUAACAUCAGCUUUUAUCACUUCAAUCUGGCCAUUAUUUUCUAUAACUUUUUUUGAUUAGUGGUCAGCAAAAAUAUAGUAAUAUGAAUUAAUUCAAAGUAUAUUCUAAAUUGAUCUAAGUGUUCAUAUGUGUACAGAUUUUAUGAGACCGAAAAAGAAAAAAAAAAUGUGAUGUAUAUUAAUACAAAUUGAAGUCUAUAGUACCUAUUGAAUAAAAAUAAACAUUUAAUUUUGGAUAAAAUUAGUUUGAAGGCAAAUUGUGGGAAUAAGUAAGAAAGGAAAUAAUAUAGCAAAUCUCAUAAAAUAUUGUAAAGACAAUGUCUAAACUUAAUAGUGUAAAAAGUACAUAAGUUUAUUAAGGUGUUUAAGAACUGCUUUCUAAAGAACAAAAAAACCAGCAUUCUAUAUGGCAUAUCAUAAGUCAGGUUUGGACUGAUGAAGAAAGACAAUAUAAAUAUAUGAUUUGUUAAUUAAAAUAGUCUCAAUUAUAUUUAUUUUCUUUGAGCCAUUCACUGUUAAAAUUAUACUCGUAACUUUUCAAUUAAAAUUUAUACCCAUAUUUCUAUUGGGCACAAAAUUUGUCAGGUAUAAUUUUAACAACUGGCUACACUACACAUGAUUUAUUUUAUAAUUUAAAUAGUUGUAUAAUUAGAUUUAAAAUUUUAGAUUGCAAAGUAAAAAAAUCCUUGUAUUAAGAUGUUAAAAGCGCUUUCUUAGUUGUGCUGAUUUGUUGAUUUCUUUGUUUUUGGUGAGAUUCAAAUAUAAUUAUGCAAUAAACUAUUAAAAACAAAAUAA
Molecule: messenger RNA, 2994 nt
Organism: Plodia interpunctella (Indianmeal moth)
Lineage: Eukaryota; Metazoa; Arthropoda; Insecta; Lepidoptera; Pyralidae
Gene: AdipoR
Product: Adiponectin receptor
Exons: 1
Coding region: 371-1525 (384 amino acids)
Biological process (GO): adiponectin-activated signaling pathway
Cellular component (GO): plasma membrane
Molecular function (GO): signaling receptor activity
Source: RefSeq, a predicted model, not a curated record